Suillus fuscotomentosus is the source of this 1785-nucleotide messenger RNA. RefSeq lists its product as uncharacterized. The transcript has 4 exons. The record is from RefSeq and is a predicted model, not a curated record. Lineage: Eukaryota; Fungi; Basidiomycota; Agaricomycetes; Boletales; Suillaceae. The coding region runs from base 133 to 1785 and encodes 550 amino acids.
GUCUGAGGAAAAAUUUCAACCCUAACCCUACGCGUGCAACUCCAACGGAUGCUUCGAUAUUAGUUUGAAACAUGUAGCGCUACAGUAGACAACGACAAUUUAUCGUGCAGAUGUCGUUUUUACCAGUCUCUGAUGCCCAAGAACCACAGGAAGGUAGCAGCCGCUCACGCUAGGGCCGCACGAUGGUCAGCUCCAACAGCUCCAACUGCCGAGCACAGUAACUCCACUCUUCAAGCCACCCCCGCACAAACCUAUUCCGAGUUGCAGGAACAAACAUCAGAGCCGUCCAAACUCUGUGGCAGGGAAGUUAACCUGAUAGAGCUGGACUCCGAGUAUGAGUGUGGUUAUACUGGGGGUGUCAGUUGUUAUUGGUCAGAUACAGGUGAUGAAUAUGAAACAGACUCGAAUGCUGAUAGCGAAAGGUCGGAGUGCGAUAGCCUCUGCGAGCUGGAGGGCAGCGAGCUUGAGGAAAACUUGAGGGAGCUCCGAGAAGAGGUCAUAGCCCUGGGCACAUCAGUGGACAGUUUGUUCGACAAGAUAUCCAAGCCGAAGACAGGCGCAGUUUGGAAGAAGGCAGAACGGAACAGAUCACUUGGAUACAAUGGGCUCUCGGGUCGUACUCAGCGGCGGAGGGAUAAGGCAGCACGAGACCAAGCUGAACAACAAAAGAAAAUGAAGACAUCAACCAAUCCACAGGUUGCAUUCAUGCGACAGUGGUGUGCAACCAAAGACGACACUGUGCCCGAGAUUGAACCACCGAGUGCGGAUGAAACACUUUCAAAUGCUGCCGCAGCAGCACAGCCUCCAUUAGCAUGUGAUGCAGCGACCGCUUUCACUGGCUACCUUUCAGACGAACCCAAGGAUGUCAUUGACUCCAGCUCGGACGAUGAUGACAAUGACGACGACAGCAAAGGACUUGGAGGUGAUGGACAUGGCAUAAGCAACAAAUUGCCUGUUGUGCGGCCACUUAAGCGCCACAAGCUUGAUGUUCCUGCUCGUGCCCAGAAGAGAAUCGAUAAAGAAAGGCGUGGAGAUGAUAGGCGUGUGGCAUUGGAAGUCAUUGAGAAGCUGUUGAAGUCGAAGAAAACCAAGUUUAUUGGUGGUUUGGGUGGCCUGCAAGCGAAACGAACACGUACCAUCCAAAGCCAUCUUGCCCUCAUUAUCAAGAGAGGUCGCUCUUCAAUUGAUGCAUCAGAACGUGCCGCUGAAACUCAUGGUUUCGCACCUAUCUGGGGUGGCCGAUAUUGGGUCUUUGAAGACCAGUUCAAGUUGCGAAAGAAAGGGGUGGGACGUGGCCUCCAUCGCAGUGACAUGAUUUGCUCAACAGUUGGACACAUGGUGGAUGCAGGUGAAUCAUUGGAGUAUGGAAAGAAUCACGAGGGAUAUUGGAAUGGCAAGAUGUUUGUGAAACAGCUCAGUGACAAAAUUAUACCCACAUUCGAACAUAUCCAUGGUCCUGGAUAUCAAGCAUUGUUCCUCAUCGAUAACUCGCAGGGCCACUCUGCAUAUGCUGAAGAUGCCUUGCUCGUUUCUCGCAUGAAUGUGAAUCCAGGUGGCAAACAGGCUCAUAUGCGACCUGGAUGGUUCAUGCACAAUGGCAUGAGGAUCGAACAGGACAUGGUAUUUCCUCCCGAUCACCCGCAAUUUCCAAAUGAAGCCAAAGCACAAAGUAGUGGUGCCGAAGUCCGGUUCGGUUCGGUUCUUAGGCCUCUAAAUGCGAACGCCGAACUGGACCAUCGGUCGCGUUCAGGCAAGGAGGGCGAACACUGGACCGGACCCUUAUGA